This is a messenger RNA of Piliocolobus tephrosceles (Ugandan red Colobus), 1860 nucleotides long. RefSeq names its product cytoskeleton associated protein 2 (gene CKAP2). The record is from RefSeq and is a predicted model, not a curated record. Lineage: Eukaryota; Metazoa; Chordata; Mammalia; Primates; Cercopithecidae. Gene Ontology annotation, biological process: negative regulation of microtubule depolymerization. The transcript has 8 exons. Gene Ontology annotation, cellular component: microtubule cytoskeleton. The coding region runs from base 202 to 1860 and encodes 552 amino acids.
GCCUGGGCAACUGCAGUCCAGGCUCCGCCCCUCUAAGUCCAUUGGCUUAUUCAAUUCACGCAGGAACCAAUGGGCGGAGACGGCAGCCGCGCCGUCUUGGGGCUUAGCCGCGGCCGGCUUAUGCAGUGUGCGGCGGCCGUGGUCUGAGCGAGUCCUAUCCAGGCGCUAAAACGGAGACGCAUCCCCCGACCCGAGGCUACGAUGAGCACCCCGGCCGUGCCCCAGGACCUGCAGCUGCCCCCGAGUCAGAGGGCCCAGUCCGCAUUCAAAGAGCAAAGAAGACAAAAACUCAAGGAACAUCUGUUGAGAAGAAAAACGCUUUUUGCAUACAAGCAGGAAAAUGAGAUGUUAUCCAGUAGUAGAGGUCGGAGAGUUGUGACAUCUGAGGACCAACUUCAAGAAGGGACUAAAGUGCUGAAACUUAAAACAAAAAUGGCUGAUAAAGAAAAUAUGAAGAGACCUGCAGAGAGCAAAAAUAAUACAAUAGUGGAGAAAAAUUGCAUUCCUUUAAAACCUUCAAAUGAACUAACCAAUUCAACUGUAGUAAUUGACACACAUAAAUCUAAGGAUAAUAAUCAGACUCCACAUUUGUUACUAACUGAAGAUGAUCCCCAAAGUCAACAUAUGACAUUAAGUCAGGCAUUUCACCUUAAAAACAAUAGUAAAAAGAAACAAAUGACUACAGAAAAACUAAAGCAAGAUGCUAACAUACCCAAGAAACCUGUGCUUGGAUCUUAUCGUGGCCAGAUUGUUCAGUCUAAGAUUAAUUCAUUUAGAAAACCUUUACAAGUCAAAGAUGAGAGUUCUGCAGCAACAAAGAAACUUUCAGCCACUAUCCCUAAAGCCACAAAGCCUCAGCCUGUAAACACCAGCAGUGUAACAGUGAAAAGUAAUAGAUCCUCCAAUAUGGCUGCCACUACUAAAUUUGUGAGCACUACAUCUCAGAACACACAACUUGUGCGACCUCCUAUUAGAAGUCAUCACAGUAAUACCCAGGACGCUGUGAAACAAGGCAUCAGUAGAACCUCUGCCAAUGUUACAAUCCGGAAAGGGCCUCGUGAAAAAGAACUAUUACAAUCAAAAACAGCUUUAUCUAGUGUCAAAACCAGUUCUUCUCAAAAUAUAAUAAAUAAGACACUAUCAAGAUGCAUAGCAUCUGAAGUUGUAACCAGGCCUGCUUCACUGUCUAAUGAUAAACUGAUGGAAAAGUCAAAGCCUGUUGACCAGCGAAGACAUACUACAGGAAAAGCAACUGUUGAUAGUAGAUCAGCUCAGCCCAAAGAAACCUCAGAAGAGAGAAAAGCUCGUCUGAGUGAGUGGAAAGCUGGCAAAGGAAGAGUGCUGAAAAGGCCCCCUAACUCAGUAGUUACUCAACAUGAGCCUGAAGGACAAAAUGAAAAACCAGUUGGGUCUUUUUGGACUACCAUGGCAGAAGAAGAUGAACAAAGAUUAUUUACUGGAAAAGUAAACAACACAUUUUCUGAAUGCCUGAACUUGAUUAAUGAGGGAUGUCCAAAAGAAGAUAUACUGGUCACACUGAAUGACCUGAUUAAAAAUAUUCCAGAUGCCAAAAAGCUUGUUAAGUAUUGGAUAUGUCUUGCACUUAUUGAACCAAUCACAAGUCCUAUUGAAAAUAUUAUUGCAAUCUAUGAGAAAGCCAUUCUGGCAGGAGAAGUUGUACGGUUUCUAGACAAGAAACAUCCAAACCACUAUCAAGUCUACAAUCUAUGCAGUAUGUACAUUACUCUAUUGUGUUACGAGGACAUAGACAAUUUAACAAAUGAGUCCCCUGACCCAUUAGCAGUGGGUUAUGAUGAGAGCAGGGCCGCAGAUGGGAAAAAAGCAAAAAAAACUCUUUAG